This is a messenger RNA of Cynara cardunculus var. scolymus (artichoke), 1026 nucleotides long. RefSeq lists its product as uncharacterized. The record is from RefSeq and is a predicted model, not a curated record. The coding region runs from base 66 to 845 and encodes 259 amino acids. The transcript is spliced from 7 exons. Gene Ontology annotation, cellular component: chloroplast. Lineage: Eukaryota; Viridiplantae; Streptophyta; Magnoliopsida; Asterales; Asteraceae.
GGGACAAAGAGCGAAGAAAAAAAUGAGUUCUUAUCCUUUUUGACCAUCAAUGGCCAUCUCUGUCCAUGAAUGAUCCUCUUCCCUCUGAUCCUCUCAAAACCGUAGUUUUCAUGGCCAGACUUCUCUCUUUAACCUCACAAUCGCACCCUCCUAAACCUUACCUAAACGCUUUCAAUUCCAUAACAAAUUCUCUCUCUGAGCAAACCACUUCCAGAAGAGAAUUCGCUGUGAACACCGUUUCGAUUUGCAGUUUAUCUUCCCUAAUAACGCUUGUUCAACCUCCAACUCUCAUAGCUCAAACUUCUUCUGCUACUAAGACGAUUCUUUCAGGCAUUACCAGUACUAAAUCAUGGUUUCGAUUCUUUGGUAAUGGAUUCGCCAUCAGGGUUCCGCCUGAUUUUGAGGAUAUUAUGGAGCCAGAGGACUACAAUGCUGGUUUAUCACUUUAUGGAGAUAAAGCUAAACCAAAGACAUUUGCAGCACGGUUUGCUACACCUGAUGGAUCCGAAGUUUUAAGCGUUGUCGUCCGCCCAUCUAAUCAACUCAAGAUCACCUUUUUAGAGGCCAAAGAUGUUUCUGAUCUGGGGACAUUGAAGGAAGCAAAAAGGAUUUUCGUUCCAGGCGGAACAAGUUUAUACUCUGCUCGUGCCAUAAAAAUUAAAGAAGAGGAAGGGUACAGGACCUAUUACUUCUAUGAAUUUGGGAAUGAUGAUCAACGUGUUGCGCUAGUAGCUGCAGUCAAUAGUGGAAAAGCAAUUAUAGCUGGAGCAACUGCACCGCAAUCUAAAUGGGUCGAUGAUGGUGUAAAGCUCCGUUCGGCUGCCUUCUCAUUGACGGUUUUAUGACGAAUAUCUUUCAGGAUGUUCCACGCUGAGAGUGUAAAUUUCUCGAUCGAAAAAGAUGUAUAGAGAUUAGUUUUCGAAAUGAUAGUAGGGAUCAUAUAAUCGAUUUGGUCUCGAUUGAGCUUUCUGUUUACCUUAUGUUCUGUUUUAAUGUAAGUAGGGGUGUCCGUGACUUCGUGGUCUA